CAAGCGUCUUUUAAUCAUCCGAACCAAGGAUCUAUUGUUUGCAAUGUGGGAAUAUGUCUAGAUGAUGAAAGAGAGAUGGCACAAAUUCAGAAAAGAGUUUCGCAAUCAUCUUCACUGAAUCAUGAAAAAAAAGAAAAGAAAAUAUUCCAUCUUACUUGUUAAAACUAGAAAUAAAUGGAAGUCAGUCUAGUAUAAAGGAAGAAAAAGACUCAAAGCAUGCAUUAGCUACUAUAUUCAAAACUAAAGAUUAAGACUCAACAAAUAUGGUACAACACUUCUUGUACUGAGAUAUAUGUGUCAAGUGAAGUGAAAUGCAAAUCAGAGGAGCAAAUAUGAUACAAAAACAAAUUAUAUGACUGAUAAGUCAUCAAUAAGUAGAUCAGAGGGUUGUAUAACAUGCAGGUAACAAAUGUUGUUAAAAUCACAUCCAUGAGAAACAACACACACACUAAAGCCAUGCUUAUUUUUAGUACAUUUGCUCUUGAUGCCAGAGGAUUUAAAGUCACUAAAUGUGGUAAAUCCUCAGCAGAACACCAGACACACUCACCUGAUCGUGAAGCUGGUCCUCUGAGCAGAGAUCUGGACAUAAACACUCAAGACGGACAUUUAUACAGUUCCAGCAUGAAGCCCAGGAGGCUGCUGACCUCUGUGGAUCUCCUCCCUACGAUUCAAGAGCUCCAGGAGAGUGAGCUUCAGCAGAGUCUGGAUGACUACAUAGACUCCGUACGAGAGCUGUCCCAACCGACCUACCCUCUCAGCGGGCCCCUCCAGGGCUCCCGUCUGUCCCUGCUACGCAUGGCCAAAUACCCCAGCAUGUCAUUGGCCACCUCCAGUUCUGUCCUGGCACACAAGCCCUGGGCUCUCAGUGGACCUGACAACAUAUCACUAACUUUGACAGACUCAAAGGGCCCGGCGAGUUCAAACCAGGACCCUCUGGACUGGCUGUUUGCACAAGUGCAACUCAUUCAGACCAGCCCGGAAGACGUGUGCAUGAUAUGAUGAGUUGUAGUCACAGCCUCAUGAAUGUCCUGCAGUAAUCAUAAAGGUUGUCUGUUGUCUAUUUUAAAUCUUGUUUAUGUGUAUAACCACACGUUUGUAAAGAACAGUGCAAAAGGUGAUUGUCUUCAUUGUUUUCUGUAAAGACAAGACAUUAAAAAUGCUAUGUUUAUUUGCAAAGGCCAGCAUAUUUAUCCACUAACCAUUCAGAAACGUCCAG
Molecule: messenger RNA, 1216 nt
Organism: Megalobrama amblycephala (Wuchang bream)
Lineage: Eukaryota; Metazoa; Chordata; Actinopteri; Cypriniformes; Xenocyprididae
Product: protein DEPP
Exons: 2
Coding region: 397-999 (200 amino acids)
Biological process (GO): regulation of autophagy
Cellular component (GO): mitochondrion
Source: RefSeq, a predicted model, not a curated record